AUGACGCUACAACUGGUACGACGCGUCAUACGUAAUUCAUUAGCAAUUCGCUUUGAAAAUAAAAAUUAUUCACAAUUCGGUCGCCAUACUCGCCAUUGCAGAUUACGUAGCGAAUCCCGUUAUUCGGAGUGGGGGCUCGGACGCGCGAGGGGGGCACGUAUCAGCGGCACGGUUGGAGCGCGAGUUCACUCUGUCACUCGGUCAUUACGGUAUUUCUCUACAGCGCGUCCUACAUUCACGAUAUUGAAAGAAAGAGUGACAAUGCCAGAAAACAAACAAUUUCAGCGACUUCCAAAAAAUGUUGUUCCUAAACAUUACAACUUAGAAUUAGUCCCUAAUCUUCAAAAAUUUACAUUCUCGGGGAAAACUGCAGUGAAAGUAUCGAUCGUGAGUUCGACGAAAGAGAUAGUGCUCAACUGCUUAGAUUUGGAUCUAAAAAGUGUCAAACUUCAUUACAACAAUGAGGGUCUAGAAUCGGCGUUGAAACCAAUAGAAUUGCAGCUGAACGCUUCGGAAGAGACUGCUCGGCUUGUGUUUGAGAAACCGUUGCCGGAGGGAGAUGCUACAUUGCUGUGCGAGUUCACUGGUGAGAUCAACGACAAAAUGAAGGGCUUGUACCGCAGUAAAUACCUGACUCCCAACGGCGAAGAGCGUUACGCUGCGGUCACGCAGUUUGAAGCGACAGACGCUCGCCGUUGUUUCCCUUGCUGGGAUGAACCUGCCAUCAAAGCAACUUUCGACAUUUCUUUGGAGGUGCCCGCAGAUCGUGUCGCUCUGUCCAACAUGCCAGUUAAAGAAGAAACAGUUACUGGAGAAACAAAAUUUAUCAGAUUUGAUACCACUCCUGUUAUGUCUACAUACUUGGUAGCUGUGGUGGUUGGUGAAUAUGAUUAUGUGGAGAAAACUUCUCGAGAUGGUGUCCUUGUGCGUGUGUACACGCCAGUGGGUAAAACUAAACAAGGGUUGUUUGCUUUAGAGGUGGCUGCACGUGUGCUACCUUACUACAAGGAGUAUUUUGACAUAGCCUAUCCUCUGCCAAAAAUAGAUUUGAUAGCAAUUGCAGAUUUUUCAGCUGGUGCUAUGGAGAAUUGGGGUUUGGUAACUUACAGGGAGACCUGUCUAUUAGUUGAUGAGGAACACACAUCUGCAGUGCGUAGGCAAUGGAUAGCAUUGGUAGUGGGCCAUGAGCUGGCUCACCAAUGGUUUGGCAACCUUGUAACUAUGGAAUGGUGGACACAUCUUUGGUUGAAUGAAGGAUAUGCAUCCUUUGUGGAGUUCCUAUGUGUAAAUCAUCUGUUUCCUGAAUAUGAUAUUUGGACCCAGUUUGUCACUGAGACAUAUACAAGGGCUUUGGAAUUGGACUGUCUGAAAAAUUCUCAUCCUAUAGAAGUACCAGUUGGACACCCAUCUGAGAUUGAUGAAAUUUUUGAUGAUAUAUCAUACAAUAAAGGAGCUUCUGUAAUUCGUAUGCUGCAUAGAUACAUUGGAGAUGAUGAUUUUCGUAAAGGAAUGAACAUUUAUCUCAACAGGCAUCAGUAUAAAAAUACUUUUACUGAAGAUUUAUGGGCAGCAUUGGAAGAGGCAUCAAAUAAGCCAGUGGGUGAAGUUAUGUCUACAUGGACCAAGCAAAUGGGCUUUCCAAUGGUGCAGGUGACAUCUGAACAAAAGGGUAGGGACAGAGUCCUAACUUUGACUCAACAGAAAUUCUGUGCUGAUGGAUCCCAAGGCGAUGACACUCUGUGGAUGGUCCCAAUCACUAUCUCCACUCAGGAACAACCUUCAAAGGUGGCUCUGUCAACAGUGUUGGAAAAAAGGACGCAAGAAGUUGUGUUGGAAAAUGUGUCUGAAGAAUCAUGGGUGAAAUUGAAUCCAGGAACUGUGGGGUAUUACCGCACUCGCUACCCGCCGUCGAUGCUGUCACAGCUGGUGACGGCGGUGCGCGACGGGUCACUGCCGCCGCUCGACCGCCUCGGCCUCCUCGACGACUGCUUCGCGCUAGUGCAGAGCGGACACACGCACACCGCAGAGUCUUUAAAACUGAUGGAAGCAUUUACCAACGAAACAAACUUCACAGUGUGGUCAUCAAUAUCUAAUUGUUUAUCGAAAUUGAGUGUGCUAUUCUCUCACACGGCUUUGGACAAACCUUUGAAGAAUUACGGUCGCCAACUGUUUGCCAAUGUCACCAGUCGGCUGGGAUGGGAUGCGGAAGAGAAAGAAAGCCACUUGGACACUCUUCUCAGGAGUUUAGUUCUCAACAAAAUGAUUAGUUUCGAAGAUCCUGAGACAAUCAAGGAGGCGAAGAUUCGUUUCGAGCGGCACAGCUCGGGCUCGUGCCCGCUGGCGGCGGACCUGCGCUCAGCGUGCUACCGCGCGGUGCUGCAGGACGCGGACGCAGCCACAUUCGCGCGCUUCCUGCAGCUGUACCGCGCCGCUGACCUGCACGAGGAGAAGGACCGCAUCAGCCGCGCGCUCGGCGCCGUCACUGACCCUAAGCUGCUCAACCAAGUGCUCAACUUCGCUAUAUCGGACGAAGUGCGUUCACAAGACACAGUGUUUGUGAUAGUAUCAGUGGCAGUGAGUAGAAAUGGUAGAGACUUGGCGUGGCAAUUCUUCAAGGAUCAUUGGCAAGAAUUUAUGGACCGGUAUCAGGGUGGACACCUACUGGCGCGGCUGGUGAAAUACACGACGGAGAACUUCGCUUCCGAAGUGGCGGCGCAGGAAGUAGAAGAGUUCUUCCGUUCACAUCCGUCCCCCGGCACCGAGCGGUCGCUGCAGCAGGCGCUGGAGACCAUCCGCCUCAACGCGGCCUGGCUGCGGCGCGACCUCGCCUCCACCACCGGCUACCUGCAGCCCUACCACUGACGGACCAAAUGGCACAAGACUGAAACUACAACGAAAUCCACAGUUAUGUUUCAAUUGGAGAAUUUACGGUACAUAGAAAUCUAGCUUUAUUUAUUUUCAAUGACAUAUGUUAAUGUAAAUUUAUGAGAGUUAUUGUAUUAUAAUUUACUUUAUUUAUGCCACUUUUGUGACACUAUAAAUAUAUGCAUUUCGAUUAUGCAUUUCUGAAUAACAGAAUGCGUACUUAUGUAGUAUGUAUUUCAUAGGUUCACUGUUACAUUGCAGUGAUUGAUGCCUAGUAUAAAUUACAGAAGUAAUCAAAGGGACGGCCAUAUACAGGAAGGGAGCAACAUCUAAUAGCUAUUUGAACACUUUUCUUAAAUUCCAGUGUUUAUAUUAUGGUAACCGACAAAAUGGCAUUUCUUUUAUAACUCUUAUAGCCACUAGGUAAUGUAAAUGUGUAAAGAUAUUAAUUUAUGUUAAAAUUAUGUUACGAGUGAUUGAUUUCUCAUUGGUGCUGUAAUUUUGCUCUUACUUGGCUUCUAUAUAAAAUUACUUUUUUUCUCUUUUGCUAACGUCAUUACCAGUGUAGCGUCGUGCAAUAGGUAUUAUUAUUUGUUAAGGUUUAGUUAAAGUUGGAUAGUAAUUCUGGAUAUCGAAGUGAGUCAGUCAAAAUUGUGAUGUGUGUCGGCUAUAAUUUGAAGUUACCAACUUUAAUAAGUUUCCCAUUUAUUGUGGUCGCUAAUUUGUAAGACUGUGUUAUCGCAAUAAAUCGUACAAAAUUAUUUUA
This is a messenger RNA of Plodia interpunctella (Indianmeal moth), 3631 nucleotides long. RefSeq names its product Puromycin sensitive aminopeptidase (gene Psa). Gene Ontology annotation, cellular component: cytoplasm. Gene Ontology annotation, biological process: peptide catabolic process; proteolysis. The record is from RefSeq and is a predicted model, not a curated record. Gene Ontology annotation, molecular function: metalloaminopeptidase activity; peptide binding; zinc ion binding. Lineage: Eukaryota; Metazoa; Arthropoda; Insecta; Lepidoptera; Pyralidae. The transcript has 12 exons. Bases 1 to 2862 code for a protein of 953 amino acids.